GAGCAGCCGUCAAAAACGAAAUGUUUUCGCUUCUGGUUAGACAUUUCAUCACAUCCGCUUGUUGGUGUAGGAUAGAGAAAACCAUUUCAAUCACAGGCCGUCAUGAAGCUGCUAAUCUGGUUGUGCCUCCUCGGCUGCCUGGCCAGUGUCCAUGGCAUUUUCCUCGACAAGAUUGCCGAUUCAUCUGAGAACGGCCUACUUGACGGUAUCUUUGGACUCGAAGACUCGGAUACCAGCAGCCACAACAAAACCCUACAGCAUGCAUCGCCACCAACGGGCAUUCUGACACCGGUUGAAUUGGCUGCUGAGGUUGUUCACGGUGUAUGGGAUGCGUUUUCAAAGGGAGUCUUGGGCCUUUUGGGCAGUUUUACUUCCGGUGAUGAUGGAGGCGACUCCCCAGCAACUGGAAACACAGCGUCCGCCACAACCGAGUCUACUCCGCCAUCCCAGGAAACCACAACGACUAGAAUAUCGACGGAAUCCACAACGGAAUCCAGAACCGAAGCGACGGUGGAAACUACCACCACAGCUUCAUCCACGAGUACUACACCGCCAUGAGGAGAAACUCUGUCGCCCAACCUUCGCAUCGGAUAUUGCUCGGCAUUGUUUGCUUGCCAGCUGCUUUGUGGCUGGUGUAUUUAAAGACCGACAAUGCAAAUAUAAGUAGCAGCCACAACACUCAA
Molecule: messenger RNA, 683 nt
Organism: Drosophila erecta
Lineage: Eukaryota; Metazoa; Arthropoda; Insecta; Diptera; Drosophilidae
Exons: 2
Coding region: 103-558 (151 amino acids)
Source: RefSeq, a predicted model, not a curated record